UCUGAGUCAACCUCGUGGGUAGUUCGAACGAUUGCCUAUACAACGGGCAUAUUUUUUAUAUUUUUCCUCUGCUACGUUUUCCACAUGCUUUAUCCCAUUGUCCACAAAUAAUACGCGUCUCGUGAACAAGAACAGGAACGAAAGCAAGAUCUUGAUAAUGGCUGCAAUAGUGCAUUUGAAUUCCCAGUCGAACCCUCCUGCAAUCUUUGAUGGCACCACGAGGUUAUACAUCAGUACUAUCUGUCCCUAUGCACAAAGGGUGUGGAUAGCUAGAAACUUCAAGAACCUUGAGAAUAUUGAAGUAAUUGGAAUCAGUCUUCAAGACAAGCCUGAUUGGUACAAGGAGAAAGUCUACCCUCCUAACAAGGUGCCUGCCCUUGAACAUAAUAACAAAGUCAUAGGAGAGAGUUUGGAUUUGCUUCAGUAUCUUGAUGAUCAUUUUGAAGGUCCCAAACUUUUCCCUGAGGGACCUGUUAAGCAGAAAGCUGCAAGCGAACUGCUAAAGUAUAUAGAUACUCUUAUAACUAUUGGCUUCCCUGUUCUGAGCAAGGACGGCUUUUCUGUUUCUGAGAUUCAGCAAGAGUUUGGUCCUGUUCUUGACCAUUUGGAAGAUUCUUUGGGAAAGUUUGCUGACGAGGGACCUUUCUUUCUGGGCCAGUUUGGUGUGGUUGACAUUGCCUAUGUCCCUUUUAUUGAGAGAUUUCAAACUUUCUUCUCAAGUUUGAGGAACUUUGACAUCACAACAUCCAGGCCAAAACUUGCAAAAUGGGUUGAGGAAAUGGAUAAGAUUGAUGCAUAUGCAAAAACGAGACUUCCCCCAGAGAUCAACCUUGAAGCUUACAAGUGGCGUGUUGCUAAAACUCGUGCAGUGGGAUCAACAACAAAUUAAACAUCUUUGGUGUGUUGCUUUUGAUUAAAACUUAAAUUGUUUAGCAGUUUGUUUUUGUUUAACAGUUUGUUAUACAAAGAAAUGAAAAUAAUAUUUGAACUCAAUUUUUUAUAUCUUUGAAAUAAUUUGUGGAACAUUACAAAUGUAAAUAUAGAAAGACGCCAUUUGAUUACUAGAAAUUUCUAUUUUUUAAAAUAUUAUUGUACAAUUGAAGUUAUUAUCAUGCAUACAUUAUGAGAGGAUGAUAAAUUAAUUUCUUUUAGAAUUUUGCUCUU
Molecule: messenger RNA, 1164 nt
Organism: Cryptomeria japonica (Japanese cedar)
Lineage: Eukaryota; Viridiplantae; Streptophyta; Pinopsida; Cupressales; Cupressaceae
Product: glutathione S-transferase L3
Exons: 11
Coding region: 158-889 (243 amino acids)
Molecular function (GO): glutathione transferase activity
Source: RefSeq, a predicted model, not a curated record